Octopus sinensis (East Asian common octopus) is the source of this 6845-nucleotide messenger RNA. Its product is annotated as synaptonemal complex protein 2-like. The record is from RefSeq and is a predicted model, not a curated record. The coding region runs from base 783 to 6737 and encodes 1984 amino acids. NCBI's taxonomy places the organism in Eukaryota, Metazoa, Mollusca, Cephalopoda, Octopoda, Octopodidae. The transcript has 39 exons.
ACCUUCUUCUAACUUAAUAUUUUAAUUUAUUAAUUAUAUUUCUUUGACAUAUUUUUCCUAAAACUACUGUUAUUGACGAAUGCAAUAUUUUGGUAUCUUUCUCUGCCCGCUUCACACCUCCGUCUCUGCGGAGACUCGCUACAUCAACAUCGACUCUCUCGGUUUACUUCACCUAUUUCUAUAUCGCAUGUCUUCUUAAACUGCAUUUAAUGUCGCUUAUAUUAAUGGUUAUUAAACUUAUAGAACCUAUUUCUUCAUUUAAACUACAAUGGUAACCCUAAACUUUAGUUAUUGUCAGUAAAUAAGACGCAAAACAGUCGCGAAAUGCUCGGAUCCAGCCCAUUUCCUUGUAGACCACGUGGAUUCAAGUAUGUGACUGUUGUGCUGUUUUCGCGCCAUAUGACGUUGUUGAGCGUCAGUUUGGGUCAAAGGUUGAAUAAUGGAGGUAAUGUCGUCUGCUAAGUAAGAUAGUUUAGUGGCGAUUCUCUCCCGGUCUCACUUCCCUACUUGGAUGAGAUUAUGACACUUAUCUGAUUUACAACUUCUUACAACUUUGAAUUCAGUGGCGUCCCACGUACAUUUCUCUUUCAGACGUCUACGUUUAUUUGACCACUUUAAAACUAAAUAGUGUCGGAUGUAUUUUGGUGGAGACAAUUUGGUCAGCAAGCUACAAGGGAAAGACAUUUACGAUAUUGUCUAUUUAGCUUUACAUUUCCCCAUUCGUCCCGUGUCUUACUGAUUUCUUUAUUACUAACUGAUCAUUUAAAAUCAACACAGCAGCAAUGGAGGAGUCAGCAGACCUUGUCUUCAACUCUCAGAAUAUAAUGAGUUUUAAAUCUUCAGAGUAUGACAUCAAUGACUUUUUAGAAAGUUUUAAUCAGGGAAUUUUCCAGAAAACAUUGCAGUAUCAGACAUGUUUAAAGCAGCUAACUCAUGUAUUUUCCUGGUUACUGGGUGAACUAGAAGAAAACCCUUCUGUUAUUCCAGAUUUGAUAUCACAAGGAAUUCUUGAUCUGUGUUCAGAUUUUAUUACAAUUUUUGUUGAACUGUCUGAGGAGCAAAAGCUGAACCCUUUGUCUUUGCCAGUAUUUGAACUUACUUUGGAGAUUGUAAUUGUUAUUGCUAAUACAAGUGCUGAAAUAAGACGUACCCUUGUUUUAAAGUUUACUGAACUUUUGAUGGAAUGUAUUUUAAAAGGCUGUUUGCCUUUUUUAAUUCGUCUACAGGCUCUCAAGUAUUCAAAUCUAUUAUUUGAGCACUGUCCUUCUUCUGUUAAAGAAACUCUGAAUUUAAAACCACAACAUCAAAAUAAUUUAAAAAGUAUCAUCAAACUGAUAACAACUAUUGGUGAUUAUGAAUUCCAGGUGGCCAUUGUUGAAUACACAUUUCGAUCCAUUUCUAAGAAAUUCCGCUCACAAGAACUGUCUAAUUUGUCUGAUCCCAAUAUAUUCUCUUUCAUCAAUUCUAUCAAAGAUGAAACUUUCGAAAGUGAUUGCAGAAAAUGUUUAAAUGCCUUUAACAGUAACCAAGGAAUAUAUCAGAGAGUAUUCUCACUUCCUUGUAAUGAUAUAUAUUUUGGAAAUCUAAAGCUGAACAGACCAAAAGAUGAAAGCUAUAAACACUUCUGGGUUGAUUUCAAUGUCACCAGUCAACGCAUAACUUUCUACUGUGAGCAAGUUAAUAGCAAUGAAGACCCUGAGUGUGAGGAAGAUGUAUGGGAAACAGUCAGCAUUUACAAAGAAGAUGUGAAGGAAAUUGUUUAUGAAGUAUGUGAUGACGAAUUGGCUAUUAUAUACUUCCUGUUCUUCCCAUCUAUGAAAGAAAUUCUACCUGGACAUACUCUCAAAAAGGGCUCUAGCAUGAAAAUGACGUUCCAGGACAGAGAUGCUGUUUGUAAAGGAAUUCAGGAAAUUUUCUCUAACCCAAAGUGUUCGGUGGCACAGAAAGCAAUUCCUAUCAAUGCUGCCUACAAGAAAGAUUCACAUCAGAAAGUUAGAGUGGACAGAAGUCCUUAUGAGCAUGGUUUGAAUGAGUCUUUUAAUUCUUCAACAACGAAGACCAUGAGGAAAUGCUCUGUUCCAAGUGAAAUCAUGACAACUCCAUUAAUGAUAAAAGUACAAAUACCAGAAACUCCGAAAGAGAAACCAGCUAAAGAUAUCAAGAACAUUCCUAAAAGAAAUGCAGUUAAUGUGUCUGAAGUGUCCCAAUCAUCCAGGAAUACUGAUAGAAGGAGAACAAGCUCACCAAAGAUAAAGAACAAAUAUGAAAUAGUUUCUGAAAGAAAUAAUCAAGAACUGAAGAAAAAAGAUGAAAAAAUAACUGCUGCCAUGCCAAGCAAGAGUUCUGCUUUAAAUAGUCCUAAAACAGAUCUGACCAAUACUAAAAGUGGACAGAGAUCAUCUGCUAAAAAGCCAGCUCUAAAUCAACCAUUGAGAACAUGUGAAAAAGUUUCAUCUAGAAGAUCCACUAGGCUUAUCGUUAAAGGCCAGGAUCUUCCUUCACCACAAAAAAAAGCUACUCCUCCAAAAUCUCCGAGAAAGCUUCGUUCAAGAACUAGAGAUAACAACAUGACAAUGAGCCCAGAGUCCAGUUCAGAUUUUGUUACAGAUUCAACUGGAAAAGUUGCUGGAAGAGAAAAUAAGAACAUGCUUAAAAACACAUCAUCUUUAAAAACAAAUGAAAGAUCAUCUAGAAUAAAACAAAAUGUCAGGUCAACUCCUGUUUUAGAUAUUUCAAAUAAUUCCUGCAAGAAAAAAGAACAAGCUAAAAAGAUUCCUGAUACAAGAGAUAACUCUGCUUUGACAUCAAGGGAAAAUACAAAAACCAACCUUGACCAGUCUCACUUUCCAGUAUCUCAGUGUGGUGACAGCAAAUCCCAAACAACUACAGUGAAAAACACAUCUAAUAAGACAAGAUUGAGAUCAUUUGACAAACUAAACCUUUUGCCAGAAAAGUAUCCACUUCGCAAAGACAACCGUAAUAAAAAGAAACCUGAAAACAAAACCACAAGCAGUUCAACUGCAACAGAAUCGAAGGAAUCAAAUAGAUCAAUAUUGAACAAUCCAUCCAUCUCUACUAUCCAGGAAACUCAAGAAAGUUGUGCUUAUCAAGAGAAUUCUAUAAUCAUCCCAGAAUCUGUGCCACUGAAACAGCAACUUCUCAUUUCUAGAAAACUGACUGACUCCAAUACUAAGAAAACAUCGGCUUUUGACAGUGGUAUAGCCUCAAGUACUGAUACUCAAAAGCAGAGAAAAACAACAGUUUUAGAGAAAACUAUUCUAAAAGUAACUCCUUCGACAAAAGAUGUCAGUAUAACAGAAGAUCCGUCAUUCAUAUAUCAUUCUUUAAUAAAGAAAAAUUCUGAAUUGAAGUCCAGUAAUAUUGAUAAAAUCAAAGAAAUAAAUAAUGAUGUUUUGAAAGAAGUAACAAAGGUUACUGAAUCUAAACAGACUGCUGUAGAGAAUUUAUCAUCUACAUCAGAUAAUAGAAUGAAAACUAAGAGCCCGGUUAAGAAAACAUCUUUCCAUUUCAUGAGUUCUGAUAGUGAUGCUAAUUCUGGCAACAAUAGAACCAUACCUUCAAAGUACUCCACCAUCACAAAAGAAAAUCUCAAGAAAUUUAAUCAGCAAAGAGACAAGUCAUCAGUUAAUAAUUUGAAUGCUAGAAUUAAAGGCUUUGUGAAAUCUUCAUGUGAGACUGUUUUCCAAGACAUUGACGAUGUUGACAAGAACCAGACUAUGAAAGAAGAUGAAAUAUUGAAAGAUCCUCAUCAUCUUUCCACACUUCACAAAUCAAGGAAUCCUGAUGUUGAUUUAACAAAUGACAAAAGUUCUAAAACUACAAGCAACACUUCUAACCAUAAUAAUAAUAAUAAUAAUGACACUGACCUAUCAAGUAAGUCAGCAUUGGCAUCUAGUAACUUAUCUAGUCCUGUUACUGAUCCUACAAUGAGGAAAAAAUCGCCAGGAAAUACAAAUCAACAACAGAAAGUUGCUAGUCCAGAGAACAUGUCACGAUCAACAGAAGGGGAUCAACUAGUGAACCCAAAAACUGCCAGUAAUAGUUCUAAGUUCCAAACCAAUUCGAAACAACAAUCAAAAAUAAAAGGGAAUAUUCCAAAAAGACCCCUCUCUUAUUUCUCUUCUCGAUCACCAAAUGAAGCACAUAGAAAAUCUGAAGGUAACCGAAGCCCAAGUCUUAAACUAUUUGAACAGACUCCACCUCAUAAAGCACAAGAGAAGGCAAAAAGAAAUUACAGAUCAAAACAACAAGCAAACUUCUCUAAUUAUUAUGACCCUUACGAUUUUGACAAUAUCAGUAAUAACUCUUCUGAUGUUAAACUGUCUGUCAGAAGUUCAUCUCCAGUCAUUUCAGAAAAACGUAAAUUUUUCAAGACUAGGCAGAAUACUAAACCAGCCAAUCUUUCAAACUACUUAGAUAUCACCAAAAGAUCAAAACCAAUUAAAGAAUCUGAAAGCUUUCUGCCAACUACUGCUUCUAAGAAAACCAAACAAUCUUUCAACAAAAAGCAUAAAACUUCAAAUCAGACAUCUAAACCCAUUACUUCAAAUCAGAUGUCUAAAUCUGUUACUUUAAAUCAAACAUUAAAAUCUGUUACUUCAAAUCAGACACCUAAAUCUGUCUUAGAUGAAUUUAACAAAGACCAGUCCAAUGAAACAUGCUUUAAUCCCUUACCUCCUGGACGUCAGGGUUUAAAUAACAAACAAUGUGAUGGUUCAGGAAGAAGUGACAAAACUUCCAAAAAAGUUUCGAGCAGUUCGGUUAAUUCUAAGACAUCGGCCAAUAAUGGACGACUAACUCGGAAGCGGAAACCUGUUAAUUAUAAAGAAGUUGAUACUAGCUCUGAAGAUCGAAGGAAUGAUAAUGAGUCUGUUGUUAGCAGUAGGUCAGAAGUCAGUGUGCCACAGAAGAUACAGAAAACUGUCACAAGAGAAGGUCAAUCAAUACACAAGAGUGUAUCUCCAGUCAGUUCGAAACAUUUUUCCAGUUAUCAAAAACAAUCUCUCAAUUCAAAACAGAAAGCACAACCACAUUCCAAGCAACUGAAUCAAAUAAAUAAGAGAGAUAAUCAAGAGCAGAAAGAGAGCACCAUCAACGCAAAUAAAAUACAAAAGAUAUCAAUACCUUCUGUAUCAGGAUCCCUGUUUGGUAGCAGUAUAACUCAAAACAGUGAGGUCAGUUGGAUUGCUGCUGCUAAAAGAAGCAAUCAUCAAGAACAUGAGAUACAGAAAACCUACAGUACCAAGAAAGACAUGACAUAUUUUGGUUCUUAUCCCAGUAUACCCAAAGCCUUGAAAAACAAGAAGAAACCAGUGAAACAAGACAGUAAAAAACUGAAGAAGAACUAUAAGGUUUUAGAAAAUGAAUUCACAUUUAAUGAUACUGAAAUUACAUGUGGUGGUUCUCUCAACUUUCUUACUGAUGAAGAACAUCAAGUGUUGACCAGAACAACUACAGAACUGAGCCACAGUCAGAGCAUCAACAAAUCUCUAGUGUCUUUUAAUAUAUCAGAGAAAUUGCUUCCAACAAACAGUGUUUUGGGAGUUCACCAAUUUCAACCUAAUUGUAGCUCAUCAUUUACAGCUCCUACAAAAGCAACCAACAGUCUUCAGGGGACUGUUAAUAUAUAUCCACAGAGUGAUUCUGCAUCUCUUGUUUCUUAUAUGUCUCAUGCAUCUCAUUCAUCUCUCACAUCAAUCAGCAGUAAGAAAAACCAGUUUCUCUUCCAAAAUGGCACUACUGACUCCCCACUUGAGGAAAGAAUUAUGACCCAAGAAGACCAUCACAGACUCAGUUUUCAAGAAAAUCUCUCCAAUUAUCAAGAAAACUCUUCUGACAAAACUGGGCUUAACGUUUCUUUGUCUGAUCACUUAGACAAUUAUUCAGUGUCUAAUCUCUCUAUUACCAGUUUUCCAAAGAAUUCCAUGCAGCAGCAUGCCCAGAUGUUACCAAAACAGACUUCAUUUUGGAAGCCAUGUCUAUGGGACAAUUUCACUCAAGACACGAGUACAAAGAUUAACAACCUUCAAGCCUUGCCAACGAAGACAGUUGAGAGAACAGUGACUUUGUCAGUCAGUGAUGAAUCUGUAGAAGUUCUUACUGCAAAAGUGUCAGAGAAGAGUAGUCAUCAAUAUUCCUGUACCAGAGAAUCAACCUACUUACCAUCUGAAAGUAAAAGUUCCAACAAUUGUAGCAAUCGCAGUUCUGGUAGCAUCAAACAUCUUGUCCAUUCUAUUGGGACUGAUAUGAAAAAAUCCAUUGCUACAAAACAGGCUAAUAUAUCUGCAAUCACUAAAGAAACUCUAACCAAAACAGAGAAGGCCCUUUUAAAAGUAUGGCAAAAAGAUUUUAACAGCCGACAUGAUCUGGACAAAGGCUUUGAGAAAAAAGUAUUCAGAGAAUUUGAGAGACUUCACAAAGAAGUACUCUCUUCUGAAGAAUGCAGACAAACACUUUUGAAAACUGUUGAAGAACAAUUAGUAAACUCAGAGAAUUGUCGAUUCGUACAAAUGAAAUGCCUAAAACGACUGCAGAUGAUGUAUUCACAGUAUCACACAACUAUGUGCACUGACUAUGAAAGCAAGAAAGAUAAACAGGAUGAAGUCAGAAAUAUCCUGAAAACUGAAAUGAAUGAACUGCAGAAAAAAUUUCUUUUUGAAGCUACCCAGCAAGAGAUGCAACAGAUCCAAAGUCGUCUUUACAAAAUUCUCAUCUGAAUCAAAAAAAGCCCCCAGUUUUGGUUUUAUAACUAACACAAGUUUCAUGAAUUUACUAUUCUGUUCAAUUACAUCGUUUCAUUUCAGAUAUAAAACUAAACAAACAUG